Messenger RNA from Aspergillus oryzae RIB40, 1227 nucleotides. RefSeq names its product putative pantetheine-phosphate adenylyltransferase. Gene Ontology annotation, molecular function: dephospho-CoA kinase activity. Gene Ontology annotation, biological process: coenzyme A biosynthetic process. The record is from RefSeq and is a predicted model, not a curated record. NCBI's taxonomy places the organism in Eukaryota, Fungi, Ascomycota, Eurotiomycetes, Eurotiales, Aspergillaceae. The transcript has a single exon. The coding region runs from base 1 to 1227 and encodes 408 amino acids.
AUGGCUUUAGAUCGCAUCAGCUCGGCCUCGGCACUGCUACUGCUUCCACCCCCACCAGCGGCGUCGUUCGAGCAAUGCAGAAAUGUGUAUGAAUCGCUCCUAUCUACAGUUUUCACCAAGCUUGCUGAACUCAAUGGUACCAACCACGCUGCCAUUUUGGAUAUUGCUCUCUUUCUUCCGGGACUUCAAUCACAUACCUGUCAGCCUCGGGCUAAGUUGUUCAAAAGUCUCCAAUGCUUGCUAGCAAAUCUCUAUAGGCUCAUUGGGAUAGUCUCCGUUGAGAACAAUAUUGAGCUGGAUGCUCCGGGUGGUAUCAACACGCGAGUCAUUCUGCUUGAUUUGGAUACCGUACAUCCUUCCGGGAAGGACUCCUCCCAGGCUUCGCAGAUAGGACCCGUCCUAGACUUGCAAACCCUUGCGACAUCAGCUCGUCCGUGGGACCGAAUCUAUUACCCGGAUAACCAAGUAGGUCAGAAUCUAGCAACGGCCUUCAGUAGUAUCUAUUCCCAGUUUAAGGACCCGAAUGCCGGGGCUCUGCAUUCCAUUUUCGGCGCCUCCAACUGGACAUAUUUGGAAUCAAUUGUGGCGCCGGACGACUCGCGAGGAAGCCAGACAAAUCAUUCGGUUAUUGUAGGCGGCACCUUCGAUCACUUCCAUAUUGGACACAAGUUGCUGCUCACUGCCAUGGCAUUGGUCUUAGAUCCCGUUCGGGACACCAAUCCGGGGAAAGAGGCGCUUCUGACAAUUGGCGUGACUGGUGAUGAACUGCUAGUCAACAAGAAGUAUGCCGAGUGCCUGGAAAGCUGGGAUGAGCGGUGUGAAGGUGUUGCAUCCUUUCUGACGGCCAUCAUGGACUUUUACCCUCCCGACAAGAACGCCACACGUACCGAGCGGGUCACGCAGCCAGGACCUAAUGGAAAAUAUAUUGUGAUGAAAGUACGGUCCGGAUUGACACUGAAACUUGUGCAGAUUUCCGAUCCUUUUGGGCCUACCAUCACGGAGGAGGACAUUAGCGCUAUCGUGGUCUCCCAAGAGACUCGCUCGGGAGGUGCCGCGGUCAACGAAAAACGUGCAGAGAAGGGUUGGAAGAGGCUCGAUGUGUUUGAGAUUGACGUGCUCCAUUCCAAAGACGUGCCGUCAAGUGAUUUCGAAGACUUUGCGUCCAAAAUCAGCAGCACGGAUAUCAGACGGCAGCGGAUGGAACAAGCCAAGAACGAAUCAAGUUGA